GUAGUGUGUCACGAUCCGAAAAUUACGACGUUGUUGAAUUGAACGGGGCACGUUCCUUUGUUCUGUUCUGUUCUUCACACUCUUUCUUUCUCCUAUAAUAUAAUAACUACCCACCCAUUGUCAAUGCUUUUCUUCUCAACUUCCAUCAUCUUUCAGGUUGUAGCUGAUUUGCUCACUUGAUGAAGAAUUCUUGAUCAAAUAAUAUUUUUAGUUGUUUUUAUUUAAUUCCUUUAGAUGAAGACUGGCUCCAUGAUUUUUUCCUUUUUGCAAGUACCUAGAUGCAGAAUACACAGCUUAGCUAAUAAUUGGGGUGAAACCUUCCACAGCUUCAGUAACAUUUAUGAAAACAAUUCUAGUGUUAGGGUGCUUGGUUCUAGAAUUUAUGGACUUCAGGGAGGGCACAGAAAAAAGUGGACUCGAAGACCUAUAACUACAAAUACAGAAGGCAGUGCGGGCACCAAAUCAAGAAGCACCAAGCAAGAAAUUUUGAGUGAAACAAUUUCAACUAGUUCUACAGUAAAUGUAAAUAAAACACAGCUAGGUCAAAUCCCAGAAAUUCAGCACUGUGACAUACAACAAGAGAUAGCUCAGAAUAAAGACUUAUCUAGCUUAGUCACUGUUAUUGUUUUUGAUAUUGAGACCACCGGGUUUAGCCGAGAGAAUGAAAGGAUCAUUGAGAUUGCGCUUCGAGAUCUUCAGGGUGGUCCGUACAGCACUUUCGAAACUCUUGUAAAUCCUCAACGCGGUAUUUAUAAUUCACAUAUACAUGGCAUUACUACCCAGAUGGUGAACAAUCCUCGUGUUCCGAGGAUGGAGGACCUGGUUCCCUUCUUAUUAAAAUAUAUUAAAAGCCGCGAGAAGCCUGGGGGAUAUGUGUUAUGGGUUGGUCAUAAUUCUCGUGUUUUUGAUGUGCCGUUCAUCAUUAACGAGUUACGUCGUUGUUCUACACAGAUUCCUCUGAAUUGGCUUUUUGUCGACACACUUCCUUUAGCACGUCAACUAAUGAAGUCUGAAGGAACAAAGCUUUCUUCGGUAUCCCUUGCUGCCCUUCGUGAGUUCUACGAAAUUAAAGGGGAUGGCCCAGCUCACAGAGCCAUGGAAGAUGUGAACACAUUAUCCUCGAUUCUUCCCAAGUUGACCUCUGAUCUGAAAUUGACACUAUCUGACCUCAUCGACAAAUCAUUCAGAGAAGAAGACAUUAUCAACUCUAAGAAGAAGAAGAAUUCAAACUAGUUUUUGCAUUGACAUGUGACCAAAAACAUUAUUUGUAAUUGUAACCAACAACUGAACUCAAUAUUUGAAGGAGAAAAAAAAACUUUUAUGCUCAAUAAAACUCUCAUGCCCUGUACCAAAUGCUGAAGCUUUUACUUCGCAGUGAGAAUAUUACUGAUUUAGGUUUAGUGGAUAGCAGUGCAUAACUGUAAAAGUAGGUAGUUAAAAUGGCAAUACCUGCGAAUCUGUGGAGUUUUGGAUAGAAAGAAAAAGGAAGAGACAUAGAGGAUUGUCUGAUA
Trifolium pratense (red clover) is the source of this 1511-nucleotide messenger RNA. Its product is annotated as exonuclease DPD1, chloroplastic/mitochondrial. The transcript is spliced from 4 exons. Gene Ontology annotation, cellular component: cytoplasm. Gene Ontology annotation, biological process: DNA catabolic process. Bases 235 to 1233 code for a protein of 332 amino acids. The record is from RefSeq and is a predicted model, not a curated record. NCBI's taxonomy places the organism in Eukaryota, Viridiplantae, Streptophyta, Magnoliopsida, Fabales, Fabaceae. Gene Ontology annotation, molecular function: 3'-5'-DNA exonuclease activity; nucleic acid binding.